UUAGGCUACAUUGUUUAAUUGGAUCGUCUACAACUUCACAAUUAAAAAGACGUGAAUGUCCAUACUGGUAACAAAUCGUAUGUGAACAUGACCUACGAAUGUGAAUAUUGUUCGAAGGUAUUUUCUUACUCUUCGGCGUUAAAGAAGCAUAUCCGUACCCAUACUGGUGAAAAACCAUUUACUUGUGACAUUUGUUCAAAGACAUUUUCUGUAUCUUCAAGCUUGAGCAGACAUAAAAAAGUCCACUCCGGCCAAAAACCGCAUUCGUGUGAGUAUUGCGCUAAGCGAUUUUCUUGUCCUUCGGAUUUAAAAACACAUAUGAUAAUUCAUACGCCCGAAAAACUUUAUAUAUUUUCAUGUGACAUUUGUGCAAAAACGUUUUCUUAUUCUUCAAACUUAAAGAGACACAAGAGAAUCCAUUCUGGCGAAACACCCUAUUCCUGUGAAUUUUGUUCAAAAACAUUUGCUGACGGCUCACAUUUAAAGAAACAUUUAAGGGUUCAUACUGGUGAAAAACCUUAUUCGUGUGAAUAUUGUUUGAAAGCCUUUGCUAACGCUUCAAACCUAAAGUAUCAUAUUAGUAUGCACACCAGCGAAAAACCGUUUUCUUGUGACAUUUGCUCCAAGACAUUUGCUGACAGCUCAGGUUUAAAGAAACAUUUAAGGGUUCAUACUGGUGAAAAACCUUAUUCGUGUGAAUAUUGUUUGAAAGCCUUUGCUAACGCUUCAAACCUAAAGUAUCAUAUUAGUAUGCACACCAGCGAAAAACCGCUUUCUUGUGACAUUUGCUCAAAGACAUUUUUUCAACCUUCACAGUUAAAUGUAUAUAAAAGAAUCCAUAGCGGCGAAAAAUCCUUUCCUUGUCAGCGAUGUUCAAAAACAUUUACUGCUGCUUCCGGCUUAAAAGUGCAUAUGAGAGCCCAUACUGGGGAAAAGCCGUAUUUAUGUGAAUAUUGUUCAAUGGCGUUUCCUGCUGUUUCGUAUUUGAAAACGCAUUUAAAAAGCCACAUUGUUCAAAAUCAAUAUUGAUCCGAAAUUCGUUCAAAACCUUGAUCAGGUGCUCAAGCUGAAAACAACAAGAGAGACUCCCUACUGGCGAAAAUUUCUUUUUCAUGCGAACAUUGUCCAGACGAUUUUUUAA
Messenger RNA from Uloborus diversus, 1141 nucleotides. RefSeq names its product zinc finger protein 271-like. Gene Ontology annotation, molecular function: DNA-binding transcription factor activity, RNA polymerase II-specific; RNA polymerase II cis-regulatory region sequence-specific DNA binding. The transcript has a single exon. The record is from RefSeq and is a predicted model, not a curated record. Bases 88 to 1029 code for a protein of 313 amino acids. Gene Ontology annotation, biological process: regulation of transcription by RNA polymerase II. Lineage: Eukaryota; Metazoa; Arthropoda; Arachnida; Araneae; Uloboridae.